Molecule: messenger RNA, 702 nt
Organism: Dibothriocephalus latus
Lineage: Eukaryota; Metazoa; Platyhelminthes; Cestoda; Diphyllobothriidea; Diphyllobothriidae
Source: the annotation of a GenBank genome assembly
AUGGCAGAGGGUGGGGGAGAUAAAUGCAGAAGAAACGAGGACAUCAAACUUGCCUUUAAACGAGCCUUCUGGCCGAAAAUAGAACUGGAUGCUGCCUCAAAAAGGGACCUGAAGAGGUCGUUCAAUCUAUUUGAUUCAGCCGGCCAAGGAAUUGUCUCCAUUGACGCAGUGAAAGUGGCACUACACGCACUGGGUCAUGAUCUGACCAUGAACGAGAAGACCUUCCUGCAUUACAUGUUCCCUACGGACUCAAUCCAGUUUGGUGAAUACCUGGCCCUCCUGUCAGAGUGGAUAUUUAAUAUCGACAGUGACACUGACAUUAGCAAGGCCUUUGAGCUUAUCGACACUGGGGGCAAGGGUUUCAUUGAUAUGGAGGACUUACGUCGGCUGCGGGAUGAACUGGGCUACACCGCAGAGGUCACUGACGCCGAGUUGGCUGAUAUGCUGUUGGGCGGUCAGCACAAGGACGUGGCGGAGGAGUUGGAGCAACAGUACGAAGCCCUGCAGAGCUCCAGUCGACAUCGGAAGGGCCAGGGCUACGCCUCACAGGAGGUUGAUAUGGGUCCCCUUGGCAUGCCCCACGCCGGUAUGACAACGCGCACCUCCUCUGAUCUCCACGUGGAGCCAGAAGACUUGGUGAUCAACUUUUCAAAUUUCAAGCGCAUGAUGCAGAUGAAUGAUGCUCCACCGGAGCCUAUUUAA